AUGGACAAUUGUCACAACUAUGCCACCACUUCGAAAAAAAGAAGGAUACCGAUCUCUGACGAUAUACAUAUUAUUAUUAAAAAAUUUCGCGAUAAAGACAAACAUGAUGAAAAGCCAUCAACAUCGGGCGACCAUGACUACGACGAUGACCAUAGCAUGGACUCGGAGGAGCUACGGCGAGUACGGCACCAAGAACCGUCAUCGUCGUCUAAUUUAGUCGGUGUCACGUCUAACAGCAACAGCAACAGUACAACUUGCCCCUCUGGCAGCACUUUACAAGCGGUCGGUCUCGGGAGUAAUCACACGGUACAGGUGCAACUGCAACCUCAGCAGCAAAUUAUCAUUGGACAGUCCCACACCGGACUAACCGCCAGCAGUAGCGCUAACUUAGCAUGCCAAAGCAGUAGUAGUGGAGGAACCGGUGGUGUAGCCACAAACACAUCAGAGGACAUCAAGAUGAUACUGAAAAAGUUGUCCAACAUCGAAGACCUGUUGAAGGUGGUUGCCGAACAGAGUUUGAGCCGCUUGACAGCUCUGAAACAAGAAACGGGAGUGACUCUCACGGCAGCGCCCGGUGGCCACCUAACCGCAGUGGAAACAACUCCAGUUAUCCACCAAACGACACCAUCGGUUUCAGAUAACGAAUCGUGUUUCAAAUUUCCGAUUCGUUCAUUAAAGGAGUUAAUUGAGCUUAAUAAGAGCAUCUGUGGCGACGAGUCACUGUACAACAAGUUGUUCGAGCAUCUCACCAAAAUAAGACUGGAUUGUGACCAAAACAUCGUCAUCAAUGCACUGACGUCGAUCGUUAGCGACGAGGUGCUCGAUGCCGUUACGUGGGACACUGGCAAAAAGUUUAAGUUGUCCUCGGUCGUGCUAUUUAGCGAUUCGCUGUACGUCGCCUGGUUUAAGGAUAAAAUGAAGUACGAUGAGUACGUGACCGAGAUGAAAGAUGCCAUUGAGCGAUCGCACAAGCGCUAUGCCAAGGUUAAAACGAAACGAAAUCAACAAAACAGCCAGUCCUUGCAACAACAGCAGUCUGCAUCAAUCAUGCACUCUCCUCUAGGAACUAGUAACAGUGUUAGCGCAACAGCUCCAACUGGCCCCGUCAGCUCGAUUAGUUGCGAUAAUAGUGCGUUAAUACUAAAGAUGGAAUCUCUUGAAUAGUGAAAAGCAAUGUUGUCCCUCGAGAUGACACUGUUCUGUUGCUAUCGCAUAAUUUUCCUAGGAAAAAGGAUCUAGACACAGUUGAUUGAACUAGUUUGCCUCUCGCCCUUUUCAUAUGCCGCAAUAGAGCGGCACAUCGCACUUGUGUUUCAGUUUGAUUGUUAUUUUUGCAUACAUUUUCACCUUUAUAUUUGGCAUCUCAUAUCGAUUUUUCGGCCAGUGAGUCCGAAGUAAUCAUGUGCUGCAAAUAAUGCAUUCACUCAAACCAUCAUAUUUUCAAAAACUUAUAUUUUUCGUAAAGCGAAAGAUGGUGUAUUUUUCUACAACCGCAAAUUAGAGCAGUUAGGGACGAGCAGGAUAAAUGCGCUACAGCAGAGGAAGAAAUACGGUGGCACCACCGGUAUCUGGUGGAAGCUGUUUUAGUUAUAAAUUUGUUUCAUUUUGUUUUGUUUUGUUGUUAGCAUAUUCUGCUAGUGUGUCCUUUUUAGUAAGCAAGAUCAUAGAAAAGAUAAAAUAGUAACUAUUCAACAACAUCAAAAAAUGCACUUAUUUUGAAAUCAGCAGACGACGAAAGUGCAAUACAUAUAAGUAUGCGGAAAAAGUUUAGGUAUAACAUAAAAAGAUACGAUGCUGUAAAACAAAACUCAAAAAAAUAAAACAAAACAAGAAACCCUCAU
This is a messenger RNA of Anopheles nili, 1841 nucleotides long. RefSeq lists its product as uncharacterized. Gene Ontology annotation, cellular component: chromatin; nucleus; chromosome, centromeric region. Lineage: Eukaryota; Metazoa; Arthropoda; Insecta; Diptera; Culicidae. The record is from RefSeq and is a predicted model, not a curated record. The coding region runs from base 1 to 1164 and encodes 387 amino acids. The transcript has 4 exons. Gene Ontology annotation, biological process: chromosome segregation; CENP-A containing chromatin assembly.